Ahaetulla prasina is the source of this 7502-nucleotide messenger RNA. It is a transcript of the gene SHROOM4, whose product is annotated as shroom family member 4. Gene Ontology annotation, cellular component: adherens junction; apical plasma membrane; apical junction complex. Lineage: Eukaryota; Metazoa; Chordata; Lepidosauria; Squamata; Colubridae. Gene Ontology annotation, molecular function: actin filament binding. Gene Ontology annotation, biological process: actin filament organization. Bases 364 to 5070 code for a protein of 1568 amino acids. The record is from RefSeq and is a predicted model, not a curated record. The transcript is spliced from 10 exons.
UGGGGCUGGCUGGGGAAGUGGGCCCCGGGAGGGGUGGGAGGCUGCAGCAGUUUGGCCAAAGCUCUUGGCUGCUUCAGUAGUUCCCCACUGUCUCUCUUGUAGAACUGAAUCAGUUUGGGAUUCUGGAGUCAGGAAGGUUGAAAAGGCUUCAUUUUUCUUCUUUUGGGGGGAGAGCCAGAAAACCUGAUGGUUUUGGCCUGAUCAUCAUAGAGGGGACGCCAGAAUAACUGGCCUGUCUUGGAGUGGAGCAUGGGUGGGGUAGUUUCUUUUGGCACCUCUCCAGGCUGCUAUUCGUAGAGUUCACCACCUUCCAGAAACAUAGAAGAGCUCCGUGCCCUUUGCAGUGGGGCAGGGGUUGUCCCUAUGGCCCCACAGCGUCUCUGCUCCAUCUCAGCCCCUGCUUCUCCUUUGCCCCCAAACUGUGCUGGCAAUGAUCUCAUCUUUCCUGUACUUUGUCCCAGCCACUUCCUGUGGGGGGGGGGCAAGGGGGGCAGUCCUGAAGCUCAGCUGGAGGCUUUCAGCAAGAGGCAUUCUGGAAUUCCCCCUCUCCCCCUGCCAGGCCAGGCGCCAGGCCAGGGGAGGGGCUCACCCUCCCCACCCUGCAGAUCCUCCCCCACCCACUUCUUUCCUAGCAGGCAGGUGGCCCAGGGGAUGGGAGCCCUGAGGAAGAGAGGCUUCCUCCCCCACCCUGCCUUGAGGGGAGGGGAGGGGCCGCUCCAAGAGGCAGGAAGCUCCUUCCCUGGGGUCUCGGCUUCUGAUAUUGCCGCUGCCAGCAAAAUUAUCUGCCUGGACAUCACUUCCUCACCGCUUCCUGGCUGGGAGGAGAUGAGGAUGGGAACUGGCUCCAGGAGCUUGGAGGAGGCAGGAAGCCCUCCCUGCUGGGCUGGCCACUUCCAGUCCCACUCAGCUGCCUGCAGUGGCCGGCUGGGCUGGGCUGGAUCCUGGGACCGGCUGCCUUGCCAGACCCCACUAAGGGUUGCCGGGGACAGGAGGAAUGUGCCAAUCAUCAGGCCCCACUCAUGGCAUCUAGCCAAGCUCUCCGAAGUCCGGACUGAGGGCACUGCCAUGACCUUUGCUGCUGAGCCCCUGAGUCUCUCCUGGCACUUGGGCUGCAAGACAAGUGACCUGCCUUUGCCGUGGAACCAUCUCUCUCCCCACUGCACCACAGAAAAGAACAGCUCCCUCGGGAGCAUGGAAAGCCUGGACCCGGCCAGCCAGACCUACUAUGAGGGCAGCCUGUCCCCCAUUGACCAGGCCAUGUACCAAAGCAAAAGGGACUCUGCCUACAGUUCCUUCUCGGCCAGCUCGAGCACCUCCGACUCUGCCCUGCGACCUGAGGAGGCCGGCUCCGUGGACGGCGCCCAACCCGGCCAGCUGCCAGAGCCUCGGUAUCUGCAGACGGGAGGAGAGCCUGCAGGCCUGCCGUGCCCAGGUUCUGGUGUCCGGUUAUCCUCCAGCGUUCAGUCGGGCUCUCUUCCCAGCCCUGCCAAAGCAGCUGCCGCUCCUCCCCACCCGCCUGUGAGACAAGACAGUCUGCAUGCGUGUAAUCCCCUGCCAGAAGACCCAAGACCAUCGAUCCACACAGGUGGUUUGUGUCCCGAGAAUCGGUGGAGCUCGGACAUCUCCCUCUGCACACCUGGCCGCGAUUCCCAUGGGCCUGGGGGACAGUUGGCCACCACAGGCCUCCUGAAGGACUCUCCAGUCCCUGACCAGUACUACUUGCUGAGCUCACACACAGAGCCACACCCUGGGAUGAAGAAGAGCCCACAAUCCCCCCCCUCGCCUUUGGCUGAGAGCCCCGGAGACCCCCCUGAAGAGAAGGGGCAUGAGGUGGAGCCGAAUAACUGUGCAGUGCCCCCUUCUUCCUGGAAGACUGGCUGGGCCGGGCCCUUCAGCCAUCGCCACAGCAUCCCAGAACACCUGCUGGUGGCCCAGUUGCAGGCCUUGGAGGUCUCCCGUGGCCAGGAGGGUCCUCGCUGGACAGUGUCUCCUCUGCACAAGGAGCAGAAGGACCUGCAGGCUCCAGAGCCACGUCUAAAUCUAGACCACUGCAGCCAGAAGCCCUGCGAGCCGGCAGAAGAGCUGAAUUCCCCCCCAACCACAGAAGAGGGGCCCCCUUCUCCACGGGGUGCUUGCAUGGCACUGGGGAAGCCCCAGAGCAUCCUCCUGACUGGUUCCCCGCCACUGCCAGAGUUUGGCAAUGCCAGCACCCCCCGGCCAGGCUUCCAGGCAGCCCCCCGUGUGGAUCGUUUGCCAGACACUGAAAGGGGCCUUCCAGCCACCCAGAAGGGCCAGCAUCGCUCUGCACAGAUCCGCCGGCGCAGUGAUCGCUUCGCCACCAACCUGCGGAAUGAGAUCCAGUGGCGAAAAGCCCAACUGCAGAAGGCCAAAGGUCCCGUGGGGCUAGGGUGUGAAGAGGAGCCUGCCCCACAGGCAGAGGAGCCCCCCACCCACACCGCGGCUCCUGCCCUGCCUCCUCCCUUAGGGGAGGGCAGACCUCUUGGCUCCUCUGGGCUGCUGGCUGUUUCCCCCAAGCGGUGGGGCUCUGAGCUGAGCGUGUUUGGGGAGGAGAGAGCCCCAAGCAGCCCCCAGAGGAUGCCUGGGGACCUGGUGCCCAAGGAGAAGCCUCGGCUACCGGCCCACGCGGGAGGAUGGGGAGGCGGCCGCUGGCGCUGGUCCCCGGAGCACAAGCUCCAGCCUCAGGAGUCAGAGCCAGGGCUGUCCUCACAGCUGCCUUUCGACGAACCCGGCCUUUUGCCUUUUGCCGACCGGCGGAAGUUCUUUGAGGAGACAAGCCGCUCGCUGCCCACCAGGCCCUAUGGCUCUCUUCAGGGCAGGCUUGAUGGCACACGGACCCCCGAGGCAGAGAAGCCGGGAAGUGCUGAGCACGAGGACUUCAGGCGUCACUCCCUUGACCAGUCCUACCGGUGCCCACCUUCGCCUCCCAUCUACCAGGAUUUCCAGCCAGAGAUUGUGAGGUUGUGCAAGUCCCUGGCCCGACCUGGAGUGGACACUGAGCAUUGGUGGGCUCUUCCUUGCUCAUGUGCAAUCCGAGAGGCCUGCGCAUACAGCUUUCAGGACGAGUGCGCCAUGCUGCACUCAAGGAGCAUGCCAGUGCCACCCAGCCCCCGUGCCCACCAUUGUCACCCCUGUUCCUGGAGCUGCCGCAGUGAGUGCUGUUGCCCAGGUCAGCAGAAGUUCGUGGAGGAUGGAGGUCCCUGGCAAGCAAGGAAGCCUUUUCAGGUGGAACUCCCCCCGGAUGAAUGGGAGCCCCCAGCUGUGAACAGAGCAAGCAGCCAUGCUGUGAGUCAGCUCCUGCAGCACAAGGUGGCCUUCACCAGGAUCAGCCCCUUCUGGACCUGCUUUGAGCGCACCGAACCGGUUGGGCCCCCUUUCUGCCAGGCCCCAUCCACACACAACCUCUCCUGGGACUGCAAGCAACCAAAGUGGGUCACGGAGAAGGGGGGCUCAGAAGGGGGGUUCAGCGAUCCCCACAAACCCCCCUUGCGUGAAAGGGCCUAUUCGGAGAGCCACCUCUGCACCGAACCUGCCAGAGUCUCUGCAAGGGAGUGGCAAGAAGCCCCAUUGGCCAAGGUGCAGGAGGCGGCACCAAAGUCACCACCAUGCCAAACCAGAAGAAGGGGGCCCCCACCUCCGCGCCCUCCCCCACCCAACUGGGAGAAAUACCGGCCAGCCGCUUCACACCAACACCUUCUCCCUGCCCAGGCCAGCCUGCCCAUUCAUGUGCAGGACUCCUGGGCCCCGGGCCAGCCUGGCUUCGAAGCAGCCAGGGAGCGUUCUCGGAGCCUCCCCGCGGAGCAGCUGUGGCAUAAUAGGCCACAACUGCAGUGCCCGUGGCUGCCUGAUGCAAGACCCGAUGGCGCCCCUUCCCACCCAGGGCAAGACAACCCCCACUACUACUGCCACGGGUCACCACCCCAGACCUGGGAGUGGCUGAUGGCCGAGGGGAGUGCCCCAUCCAGGGCGGCCAAUUCCUCAGAGGGGGCAGCUGCCCAGGAGCCUCCCAGGUUCGUGAAGCAGGAGAUGCCAACCGGCAGCCCCUCAGAGCAGCCCCUUACCUGGCAUCCCCAACAGGGUGUGCCUGUGUCCCAGGAUGCUGCGGGAGAGAGUCACAAAUCAGGGCCGCCACCCUUGCGCCUGAAUUCGGAGGAGCUGAUGAGAGACGUGGCAGGCAAGGACCGCUCUUUGGCUGGAGUGCUGAGCUCUGGUUUUGGACUCCGGUCAGCAGCCGAGGUGAUGAGUGACCUCUUUGCUGAAAGUAGCUGUUCUCUCUGGCCAAGGCAGGACUGGUCACUGCGGGAGAGUGGUCCCAGCUGCCCUGAAAGGCAGCAGAAGUCUCCCCAGUCUGCCACUGGAGGGGGAGCCCCCCACUCCUGCUUGACUUACCUCAACUUGUCAGUGGGCAAGGCUGAGCUGCUGAAUCAAAUAAAGGACCGCUCUGAGUUGGCUGCAGCCUCUUCAGAAGAGGAGCCGGACCAUGACCUGGCUCAGAAGAAGGUGCAGCUGAUCGAGAGCAUUGGACGGAAGCUGGAGGUGCUGCAGGAGGCCCAGCAGAGCCUGCAGGAUGAUCUGAGUGCCAAUGCGGCCCUUGGCAGAGAGGUGGAGAAUUACAUCAAGGGAGCCUGCAAGCCCCAUGAAUUGGAGAAGUUCCGCCUCGUCAUAGGCGACCUGGACAAGGUGGUUAACCUUCUGCUCUCGCUGUCCGGGAGGCUGGCCCGAGUGGAGAACGCCCUCAGUGGCCUGAAUGUGGAGGAGGAAGAAGAGGAGGAGGAGGAGAAGAUGGCCCUCCUGGAGAAGAAGCGGCAGCUUACAGCGCAGCUGGAGGAUGCCAAGGAGCUGCAGGAGCAUGUGGGUCAGCGGGAGCAGCUUGUCUUUGCCACCGUCUCACGCUGCCUACCCCCUGAGCAACUGCAAGACUAUCAGCACUUCGUGCGCAUGAAGUCUGCCCUGGCAAUCCAGCAACGGCAGCUGGACGAUAAGAUCAAACUGGGUGAGGAGCAGCUGCGUUGUCUCUGGGAGAGCCUGCCUCGGAGACCCAGGAAGCCCUAGAGGAACCAGGACCCCACUGGGAAGGGCUGGCUGCAAACUGCAGGGCCUCUGCAGCCUUCUGUCCUCUGGAAAGAGAUUAUGCCUUUUGCCAAAGAGCUGUGUCUGCUCCUGCCCUUUCCGGCCAAGGAAGAAGGGGUCACCUGCGUGCCUUUUGCCACAAAGAUCCCUGCAGUUAGGAUUCAGAAAAGACAGCUGCGGGAAUCCUGAGUCCCUGGAAUGAGGAGGCAGUGGGGUCCUCGCAGCCUCUCCGCAAACUACCCGGCUGGCCAGACAAGGUGACCCUGUUCCUUCUAGGGGCCACGCAGCCUUGCAUGGACAAAGUCUCCCUCUCACAAUACUUUCCAAGCUCACUUUGGGGACCUGUUGCUCACCUUAAGUGCCUACAAGCCUCAAAGGUGCCUUUUCUGUCUCUCCAUGUUAUUUAUUUUGCGCUGUUGCUAUGUUAGAGUUUGUUUCCAAGUGAAAUGUGGGUUGGGCGAGGGCCUGCACGGGCUAUUUUGGAGCCCAUGUCCUCAGCGGCUUCCCCAGAGACUCCUGCCUUGGCCAGUGGCAUCGCAUCUUUGUUGCGUCCUGCCCGUAUCCCCAACUAAGCCCUGGGACUACUGCUUCAGUCUUCCCAUGGAGGGGACCGGGCUGAGAGCAGCAGCAGCCGCCAACUUCACAAGUCUCACCUUGCCCUUCUGCUGUGGCCAGGCCUGAGUGGGCUCAGGUGGUAGCUGUCCAGCAGCAAAACUGGGCCAGGGAGUUGGCGUGGGAGAUGCCCCCUGCAGCAGCAGGGUCAGGUGAGGAUCAGGCCUGGAAAAGCCUGGCUUUGCAGUGGGGUGUGGUCAGACCCCUACGCCAGCGAUGAUGGAGGGACAGCAGGCAUAUACCCAAGCCUGCCUUUCUCAUGAGCUACAGACUGGCUGCCUUAAUUUAUCCAUGGGAUCAACGGGCAAUCCAGCCCCACUUACCAGCUCUUUCCCUCAGCCUUGGCCAGACAGCCCUGUCCUGUGAAAGGGUCUCCUUCCAUGUUCCUGGCAUGGCCUAAAGCUGAAAUUCCCUGGCAAGAACGCUUGUGGGUGGGGGAAUCGGGAGUGGAUAACAAGGACUUCUCUUCCUACCUCUCCUGUAUCCGCGGCAGAGGAAUGUCUUGGGAUCCUGCCAUGGCUAUUGUAACCCUAACAUCCUCUUCCUCUCCAUUGUCCUUGGCCCAGUGCAGGAAGCCAAGUCUGCCUGGCUUAACCUCUUCAGCGCUGGGCUGCCUGGAACUCACGGUUCACUUGGAGGAAGGGGAAUAAGACCAGGUAUGGGCUGCCUUAGCAUUCUGGGCCUUGAGAGGAGUGAAAAUCCCACUGCCUGGGCUCCGGACAAGCAAGGAAGGAGGGAGAUACAGUUUUUCCAGACCAGCUUCUUAACCUGCUGCCCUCUAGAGCUGGGACUGUAGCUCCUGAACACUCCAGGUCAUCAGAAGGUUUGAUGCUUCCCGCCUUAGGCUCCUAAGGAGGGGCUCACCAUCCUUCCUCUGAAGGGCUGAGCUGGCCUUUAUUCUUCUGGAAAAUCUGGGCUUUGAGGGACUUGAACGCCUGCCAGUUGGUACCUUCUGGAAAAGUAGUUGGAUACGACAGCCCAUAAUCACCAAUGGGCCCCUUGGUAGUUGUUCUUGGUUUCUCCUUUAGCCCCCGCUGGUCCUGGAAUGGCCCUGGGAGUGGGUGCGAGUCCACCAUUUUGGAAGCUGGAAUGGGGAGACAGCAGCCAAAGUUACAGGUCAGCCUCUUUGUGCUUUUCCCAGGCAGAUCUUGGAAAUUUGGCCUGUCUUCUCCAACCUGACCUCCUGCUGCCUGCUCCCCACCCCCCAAGUAUUUCUGGCUUGCUCAAGCCCAAAGUCUUUUGUGGGGAGUUGGCUGUAAGUGUGGUGCAUUUAUGUGCACUGAAAAGAGGUCAGGUUGCCCAGUCACUCUCCAGGCCCAGCGUCUGGCUGUCCAACACGGGGCUCUGCAUCAAGUGGGAAGGAUCUCUGUGCAACCAGGGACCUUGGCGAUUAUCAGCUUCCCCUUCCUCCUCCUCUUCCAUGUCUCCCACCUGCCGUUCCCUGUACUUAUUGGUAGGAACAGGGUUGUUCCCUGCCCACUUCUGCCCCUCUCCCUGCCUGGCUUGCUCUGAGCAGCUGCUCUUCCCAAGCAGCCCCUCCUCAGCGCAGGUGGAACCCAAGUACCAACUCUGGAGGCAUGUUGCUAUGUGAUUAAAUGCUUGAGUUGCUGGCUGUAAUUUUGUGCUUCCUACACACCAAAGAAUCUAUGGUUCCUGUCCAACAUUUCCACAGCAAGAUCUCUUCAGUUGUGUUUCCAAAGGCACCACCACCUCCAGCAGCUUGUGCCUUGGGUAUGGUUGCAAUUAUGGGAAUGGGGGAAAAAAUCAGAAUCACGUGUUGCAUUAAAUUGGUGCUAACUGGG